Messenger RNA from Fonsecaea erecta, 1656 nucleotides. RefSeq lists its product as hypothetical. Lineage: Eukaryota; Fungi; Ascomycota; Eurotiomycetes; Chaetothyriales; Herpotrichiellaceae. The transcript is spliced from 8 exons. The record is from RefSeq and is a predicted model, not a curated record. Bases 1 to 1656 code for a protein of 551 amino acids.
AUGGAUCUACUCCUACGAGAGGAGGCUGGGAGAGCCCAGGACAUUGCGGAAAUUCUCAGCACCAUCCGGACGAGCGAUCAGGAUCAUGAGCAGGACAUUACCCUGGCGAUCACGGGGCUGAACGGCUUGAGCUGGGCGCUGCGGGAGCUCAACAAUCAGAUCGACGCGGCGAACGGGAAGGUCACCUCAACCUUUGCGGGCGACUUGAAACUCCUUCAGCAUAGUAUCGCCUUCACCCUUCAAGACAUAUGGACGAUCCUGGGCAAGUUACCACGCGCCCCGAUCGCAGCGGACUACCAAGAUGCCUGGAAAGACGUCGCCCGAUAUUGCAUGAACAUGGGAAAGCAGACCCUCCACACACGACUAGAGACAUAUAAACUCUUCACCUAUUCAUUAUGCAAGGUCCUCUCAAGGCAGUCCUUCAGUCGACGGCACCUCGAGGACUUGCGCCUCGAGAUUUUCGAUCUCCAGACCCUCCAACGUGAAGAUCGACGAUUAAUCACAGCCUCAGAGACCUUCCCUACUCUUGCUAUGGUGCCAGUCCAGCAGGUGAUCAGACCCCUCCCGUCCCACGAACGGGUAAGACCAGAGCCUCUACGACCCAUGUCGCCAGCAACCUCCCAAGACAGUUACGAGACAUUUCAGCAACCAGCGGCUCCCAGUCCGCCACCCCUAUCUCCAGUUUUGCCUUCUUCGCCGGUCACCACGUUUUCCACUCUGAGUCAAACGUCCAGCGUCGACUCGGACACCAACCACUGGGCGACCAAAAUUUUCAGCAACUUGCCCAGUACUCCUCUCGAGGUGGACCCAAACUCAUCGUGCUGUUUCGGCGACGUCGAUAACCGGUACCGCCGGCGACCAGGCCCGGAAUAUGAGAGGAUCCUCCAACUAAAAUUUCCUGGCGGAUUAAGGACGAAGUUCUACUGGCGUGCUCGCGAUUACCGCACCAAACUCGUCUGUGAAUGGUAUGACCAUCGAAAGAACCCUCGGCAGUCUUGCUUUCCCCUCAGCGAAUUGCACAUCAAACGAUCUGGGUCCGCGCUAUACCUUUGCUGUCCCACCGUCAAAGGUGCAAGCACUUGCUGGACCAGCCUCAACUUCACGUCGUAUGAAUGGCUUGUCAUCUUUCAUUGCACCUUUCUAUCACUGCGUUCUCAUGACAGCACAUCGCUCUUCCGUAACAUCGACCAUGAUCUGGAUGGCGAAGUCCUCAAUUUCGCUGGGGCAAUCCGUGACGGCGGCUACCGCCAUGUCCUCCGGUUGUACCGUGACAAGAGGACGGAUGCCAUGCGUCUCGAAGCAUCUGUCCUCGACAAAGAGAUGAAGGACACACCCAUCUGGACGGCUUUCAUCACGCACAAAAUCACCUCGCCGAGUUGGUGUCGGUGGCCUAAGAACAGCUCCACCGUGUAUCUCGCUGAACUCCAACGUCAUGUCUUUUCUUCCGAAUACUCACCUCAUGUCCGCGCAAACGGCGAGCACCUCCUGGACUUCGAGGUCUUUACAGGUAGACUGUCCCGAGAACGUGUCCCGUACGCGAUAGAGGCUCACUGGUUUCGUACAGACGCCGAAGACUUCGUGAAGACAGUCAAAGACUUGCGCGAGGACGUUCGCAGACCGAAGCCGGCCAAAAACGUACGACUCCCUGUUGCUUGA